Meloidogyne enterolobii is the source of this 2613-nucleotide messenger RNA. NCBI's taxonomy places the organism in Eukaryota, Metazoa, Nematoda, Chromadorea, Rhabditida, Meloidogynidae. The record is from the annotation of a GenBank genome assembly.
AUGAUUUUUCGAAUGUCAGAAUUAUUCAAAACUGUUGAGAAAUUGCACAAUCUUGAAUUGUAUGAGGAUCUUUCACUUUUGGCAGAAAUUCAUUUACCUAAUGAACCUUCAAAAAUAUUCGCAGAUGAUAAUGAAUUGGAUGAUGAUCAAAAAGGUUUCUUUCUUUGUUGUUUAGCAAAUGCUUGCGCUGAAUUGAACAAUACUUCACAGGCUUUAAGGCGUUAUGAAAUGGCCCUAAUAUAUUUGGGAAAUAUUCGUCAACAUAAAUUAAAAAAUCGUUAUGAAAAUGUACUCAACACCGCUCAAAUUCGUUUUUUAAUGCACAAAAUUCUCUUACAAAAUAAACAGGAAGAGGAAGCUCUCCAUUGCCUUGAAUCUAUUCCUCGAACUGAACUUACUUCGAAAGUAUUGCUUGCUAUGGCUCGUCUUUGUCAUUUGCUUGCAAAACCGCCGUCUCAAUGUACUCGAUCUUUAUUUAACAAACGAACGGAUGCGCCAAAUACUCGAAUUGUCAAUUAUUUUAAAGCAAUCGUAAAAGAUGUGCCAGAGGCUAUUUAUUGUCAGAGCUAUUUGUUGACUGCUGGGGCACUUAAACCUUCACAACAGUCCCCUCUUUCGACAAGUUCAAAAACACGUUCUAGCCCAUCUAAUGUCGAAUUGUCGAAAGAUUUUAUCGGCACGUUUUCUGAAGCUUCUCGCAUUUGGGCUGAAGCCAAACAACUUCAGGCUAAAAAACAAUACAUGGAUGCUGCAAAAAUGUUGGAUAACCAAUUAAAUGGUUUGAAUUUGCGAUUUCUCUUGGAACAAGCUCUAUUUUAUCGAAUAGCUGGUGAUCAACAAAAGGCCUUGGCGUGUUAUCAACAGGCACAUCUUUUGGAUUCCACAAAUGCUGAAGGAAUGGAUACAUUUGCCUCUCUUCUAGGAACUCAUUAUAAUGCCCAACAAACUCAACGUGAACUUGAUUUAUUGGCCCAUAAAAUGGUUCAUUCUAAUCCGCGUCGGGCCGAAGCGUUUGUUGUUUAUGGUUGGGCUGCUCGGCAAUCUCAUAGAAUGGCGGAAGCUAGACAGUUUGCACAAAGAGCUGAACAACUCGCUCAAAAGAGAGGAAGACAACGUUGUGAAGCAUUGCUUCUUAAAGCUCAACUGCUAUUUGAUACAAAGCGACAUUACAAGGAGAUGGAAAUGGUUUUAGCUGAUGCGUUGCACAAUGACUGCACCAAUACAGCUGUAUAUGCCCUCUAUAUUCAAAUAUUUAUGGCUCAAAAGCGCUUUGGCGAAGCCCAAAGGAUGGCAAAAACAUCUUUGCGAUUUGUGGGUCAACAAAAUCACCAAAUACUUUUCCUUUUUGCCCAAUCGUUGGCUGAUGAUCCUGCUGGUGGCGGACAGAACAGGCGGUUGUUACGCUUGAAAAAAUGGUUCAGGAUGGGCAUUGUCAUUCUUUGGAACUACUUUUAUUGCUUUCCCGCCUCUAUGAUCGGCAACACAAAUAUGAUAAAGCAAUUAUGUUGCUUAAUCGCUUCAAGGAGUUAUGGAGAUUCAAGAAUUCACCGCGAGCUAGGGGACCUUUUAUCAAAAACAAAUCGACAAAUGGAGGCGAUGGGUGAGUAUGGGCAAGCAAUGAAUGGAAAUAAUCCUGAUACUAUUGCUAAAGAAAGAAUGAUUGCACUUAUGGGUGGUCUCACUACUCCACAAAACGUUACAAAUGCAGCAUUCAAAAAUGGUUCUUCUGGUUCUACUUCUAAUAAUGCUACCACUAAUGCAACGAACACUUCACGUUCAUCAUUCGAAAGGGCUAUUCGAGUACCUCCGCCAAUAACGCGUGUUACAAGACGAACUGCUGCUAAUCAACAUGAACAGUUACGUAGACUUCGAGGAAUGGGUACAUACUCGGCUACUGGUUCGCCUGAGUCUAGUGUGGGUGGUUCUCGUGCACAAUUCCGUCGGAUGGCUGCUGUUCGUGGUUUGCAUAGUGGACGAGGUCUUAUUAGCGAACCGCUUUCUUCUGGAUUACUAUCACGCCCUCUUCAAUUUCAAGAUGAUGUUUCGAACGAGGAUGAUAGUAGUAGAGAGAGUUCAAACGAUUCCCAGUUAAGUUUGGUUGCUGAUUCUUUGGAACAAUCGCCCAACAAUUCGUCGUCUGUUCUGGAGCAAGCACGAGGAAGUAAUAAUUCCACCGUUGUUGAUAGUUCUGAUUAUAGAGCUGAUCGGAAUUCUCUUUUCCGUCACAUGACUCACUUGAGUGAUAUUCAAAGCUAUUUUACAAAUGAGAGUUUAGCAACAACUGAAGAAGGGAGUGGACCUUCUGUAUCGUCAACCAAUGUUUCUACUACAGCUACGAGUAGUGUUGGGACAACAACGUUGAGAGGUGUUGAUGCAACAACUGAAACUACUACUACAAUUACUACUAUGGCCGGCUCCUCUCUCCGAUCAGUCGAUGAUUUUGUGCCAUUAAUUCCUGAUGAGCAAUUGUUGGAUGAAGAAAUGAGUAUUGAUAAUCAAAAUCCUGAAGAGGAAGAAAUUGAAAUUGAAGGAAACAGUCAAUAAAUGUUUUAAGUAUUUUUUUUCUAUUUAACGUUUUUUUAAUAUCUUCUUUCAUUUCUUUUAUCCAACUUU